Nematostella vectensis (starlet sea anemone) is the source of this 5233-nucleotide messenger RNA. Its product is annotated as extracellular calcium-sensing receptor. The record is from RefSeq and is a predicted model, not a curated record. Gene Ontology annotation, molecular function: adenylate cyclase inhibiting G protein-coupled glutamate receptor activity. The transcript has 3 exons. Gene Ontology annotation, biological process: regulation of synaptic transmission, glutamatergic; G protein-coupled glutamate receptor signaling pathway. The coding region runs from base 1106 to 3676 and encodes 856 amino acids. Lineage: Eukaryota; Metazoa; Cnidaria; Anthozoa; Actiniaria; Edwardsiidae. Gene Ontology annotation, cellular component: membrane.
CAAAGAGUAAGACAAGUUUUGACGGUCACGGGAUAAGAUACAUGUAAAAUGAAAUGAUGAUUUUCUUAAGCGUAUGCGAUAGUAAUAAAAGCAACAGGAAGCUCGAAGGGUUAUUCUAUUGUAGUUUCGAAACUAUAUUUAGUGUUUCGUUACUGCAAAAAUAUACAGAAAUGGCAGUGGAGACAGUUAUUGAUACCCUAAAGUUAUUUAUGUUUACUUAAAAUAUUAUAGCUGUGCUUCUAAUAAAAAAAGUCGAAGGAAAUAAUGAGAUAUGCUAAGACGAUGGGAUUUUGUCAAAUGACAGGCGGUAAUAAAGUGGCUAUCUCUACUACCCAACUCUUCUAGACACGAUAACGGGGUUCCGGCAUUGACACCUUGCAGAUGCAUUAGAGCACGAACCAGCGGGGACAAAUCAAGUGAUUCUUUUUCUUGUCGACUCCGAAAAUAAAAAUCUAACGAGUGGGGGAAAAAACCAGUGAUCCGCUGCCUAAUAAUUGAUGUAACUUUCACUGAUCAUUAAUUCAUGUGCUGUAAAUCAACAGCUCUCUCACAAACUAAACAUCCCAAAUGGCACGAGCGGAACUACUAACCUGCCACAGCUAGCGUACUGCUAAUAAAAUGAUUUCUUAUAAAAUCCACUAAGAAAAUUUUUACUAUCUUCGCUUUUUUCCAUAAAAGUUAAAAUAAAAGCAAUACACAGACGCUUGAUCUUAAAUUAACACUUAUUUCAAUUCCAUUUUUAUAAUAUCGCUUUCUUCUGAAAAUAUAGACAUCCCCUUCAAAGUCUGUUUCAAAGGUUCGAGAAGUUAUAUUUUGGUUUCAAAAGGAAGCCACAUUUCUAAUUGUGAAAGUGAAAUCUGUAUAAAAGUUGAUGUAACCGAUGGCUAUAUUUUAUAGUUAUACAUUUUUAGUUUAAUGUAUAAAGAAAUAACGCACAAAACGGGUGUGAUAAUGCUCUUAUCAUAGAAGCAAUCAUCUCUAGCAGAUGGUAAGGUGUCCUUAGGAAAUGACAAAUAGAUUAACUUAGCACCGAGAGUAAUCAUUUGCCUUUGAAGUUGGAAGCUCUAGGUGGUGUCUCCGAGUUUCUUGGUAUUGAAACAACGGGAUGGGAGCUGCCCAGAUGGUCGUAUUCCUACUGUUAGAGACCGCUUUAUAUUCUUCGCGGGCCACAACUCGCUUUUACCGUCCCGGCAACGCCACUCUCGGGGUGAUCCUACCGGUGCAUUCGCAGACGGCGUCUGGUGGCUGCGGUGAGCUGUACACCCUAGGACUCGGCUACAUAGAGGCGAUAUCAUACGCUAUAGAGCGCAUCAACAACUUCACGGAUAUACUGCCUGGGAUAAGUCUUGGUCUAGAUGUGAGGGAUUACUGUUAUAACUCUAAGCUGGCUAUGAAAUGGGCGUACAGUAUCGUGGCAAACAACGACCACAUUGAGCUUGUGCGGCAGGGUUUAAGUAGAGAGAAGUUCGAAAAUCUGACGGACCCUAUAGUCGCUGUCAUAGGAUCCAUGGAGUCCAGUAGUACUGGAAAUAUCGCUGGCCUGUUUCAGGUAAAAUAUGCUGGUGAAUUGGUUGAAAAUAUGCCGAUCGUCAGCCCAUUCUCUACGAGUGAUGAGCUCAGCUCACCCUACUACAGCUCAUUUUUCCGCACUAUUCCUCCUGACAGCCGACAAUCCGAGGCCAUGGCAGACAUCAUAGAACAUUUCAAAUGGGCGUAUGUGGCGGCGAUUGCGCAUGACGGCUCUUACGGCCAGUACGGCGUGCGCGCGCUCGAGAGAGAGGCGUACGACAGGAAGACAUUUUGCAUCUCCUUCGUAGAGUUCUUUACGCGGUCCGGAUACAAGGGUAAGGUAGAAACAAUCGUCAGAAAACUGCUCUUGAAACCAGAACUCAAGGUAAUUGUCUUCUGGAGCAACUACGACCAAACUGAUGCUUUCCUUGCCGAGGCGACGAAACAAAAUUUGACCGACCGCACGUUUCUUCUAAGCGAAGCAAUGGCUACCUUUGGUAUCCAAAUUCUAAAAAAGUACUCUUCAGUUCUAGGUGGAUCGCUAGCAAUCUUGCCGCAUGAUUAUCGAGACUUGGAGUUUGGAAAUCACUUGAGAAACUUGACGCCGGAGAAAACCAGACAGAUGGGUAAUCCAUGGUGGGAAGAGUAUUGGAAGGGUGCUGGAAAAUGCAUCUUGGAUCACGAGGGAGACUGUCAACUAAAGGGAGUCUCAGAGGCAGGCUAUCAGCAGCUGUAUAGUGCCUACGUCCCGUACGUGAUUGAUGCAGUGCACGCAGUGGCUCAUGGACUUGACAAGUUAUACAGGCAUGGCGCGAUUCGUAAUGUCACGCCAAGUAAUGUCGCGCAAUCCCUUCUGUAUUGUAUGAAGAACCUGACGUUUGGCGGCGUGACAGGUAAUGUAAGCUUCAAGACUUCAGGCGACCCCAUUAAUGCGCACUACGAUAUUAUGAACUUUCGUAAAGAAGAUGACUGUGACGGGUACUGUAUAAAGAAUGUCGGCUCCUGGAAGACGGACCAGGAACCUCAACUGGAUGUCAACAACACUUUGAUAAAGUGGAAGACGAAAAAGAACGUAGUACCAACAUCCGAGUGCAGUAAAAAGUGUCCUGCCGGCACCAGACAAUCCUUCAUUAACCGCUGCUGCUGGGAAUGUUUCCAGUGUCCCGAAGGAACCGUGAGCUCAGAGCCAGGCUCGACCAACUGUACGCGUUGCAGUGAGGAGCAAAUGUCAAACAAGGACAACACAGAGUGCGUAAGUCUUCCACUGCAGAACAUCAAAUGGGAGGACACCACGGCGGCAGUGGUGCUGCUUCUAACAGGUGUGGGCUUCGCACUCAAUCUGAUAGUUCUCGGUGUGUUUAUCAGACAUCACGAUACUCCAGUCGUCAAAGGCAGCAACCAAGAACUGAGCUACCUCUUGCUGUUUAUUAUCAGCUUGUCGCUUCUCAUGCCCAUCCUCCACCUUGCGCACCCUACAGCUCCCGUCUGCUACCUGGUACAGCCGUGGCGGUACUUGACUUGUACGGCGUGCGUCUCGGUGCUCUUCCUCAAGACAAACAGGCUCGUGCGCGCAUUCCAGACAACCGCCAUGCCACAUUGGUUCAGGACGUACAUCUUAGAUCGCAAGCGCCAACUGGUAGUGGUGUUCUUCUUGAACCUGGUCCAGUUUAUCUUGACGUUACUGUGGCUCGCUCUUGACCCCCCGCAGGUGAAAAAAGACAUCACCUUCCAGAAACACAUGUUCCUUCGCUGCUUGCCAUACACAACAAGCACAGGUCUGAUCAUCCGAACCGUCAUGUUCAGCUACUUCAUCUUUAUGUCUCUCCUGUGCACGCUGUACGCAUUCAAGGCCCGCAAGCUGCCGGACAAUUUCAAUGAAACUCGUUACAUCGGUUUUUCUCUGUACGUUCUGCUGGUGUCGUGGAUAGCGUAUUACCCUGUGGACUCGGCCCUUGAGGGCUUCUACACCACUAUCGUGGCAAGUGCCACGGCGCUCCUGAUUGGCUAUGGUCUGCUUGGGUACUUGUUCUUUCCAAAAGUAUUCAUCAUAUUGCGUCACCCGGAGCAGAACACGACGGAAUCUGUCAAAGCAGAGGUGGGGCAAUUUUCGCUUUACCUCGCUAGCUCCUUGUCAAAAAUAAGUAACAAGGUCGACCCUGCGCCAUAAACCAAGAGCCCAAGUUCAAUUAUGCUGAGGUUUUCUAAAAAUUCUCAUAGAGAAAAUGUCGUACUUUCAAAUUUUCCGAGAAACUGUUCUCAGACAGUUUAGCCUGCAAUACAAGCGUUUACCCGGUGCUUUAAAGUGAAAAACCGGCCUCGAGCGAUUCGUAGCCGCCGUCUUUGAUUUUGAGCAAAAAUGAAGAACGGGGGAGGGGGCAGGGAGGAGAGAGAGCUCCUCCUUCUCCCCGCUUUUUAUUUUGCUCAAAAUCCAAGAUGGCGGCUAUAAAAUCACCUCGACAAACAAUUGGACCAGUUGGAUUUCUUGUCUAGGAUCUAAACAACAUACACGAUGUGUCCUGACCAUUCCCUGGACGCAUAUUCGCAUCGACUAGACUGCCCUUCAAUCAGCACGAGUGCUUGUUCCAGCUACCACAAUCGGGACUAGAACUUGUUCCAUUUACCCCAAUCAGGACUAGAACAUGUUCCAGCUACCCCAAUCAGGACUAGGGCUUGUUCCAUCUACCCCAAUCGGGACUAGAACUUGUGUCAUCUUCCCCAAUCGGGACUAGAACUUGUUCCAGCUACCUAAAUCGGGACUAGAACUUGUUCCAUCUACCCAAAUCGGGACUAGAACUUGUUCCAGCUACCCAAAUCGGGACUAGGGCUUGUUCCAGCUACCCAAAUCGGGACUAGGGCUUGUUCCAUCUACCCAAAUCGGGACUAGGGCUUGUUCCAUCUACCCAAAUCGGGACUAGGGCUUGUUCCAUCUACCCCAAUCGGGACUAGGGCUUGUUCCAUCUACCCAAAUCGGGACUAGGGCUUGUUCCAGCUACCCAAAUCGGGACUAGAACUUGUUCCAGCUACCCCAAUCAGGACUAGGGCUUGUUCCAGCUACCCAAAUCGGGACUAGAACUUGUGUCAUCUUCCCCAAUCGGGACUAGAACUUGUUCCAGCUACCCAAAUCGGGACUAGAACUUGUUCCAGCUACCCAAAUCGGGACUAAAACUUGUUCUAGCUAACCCAAUCAGUACGAGGGCUUGUUCCAGCUAACCCAAUCAGUACGAGGAUUUGUUAGCCACCCCAAUCAGGACGAGGACUUGUUCCAGCCUACCUCAGGUCCGGCACAGCCCCUUGUAGUACGUGAAGUAAGGCGUGGCAUUUAUACUCGUGACAAAGACACGAGUAAAGCUGAAAGUUUGGUUUGCUUAGAAAAGUUAUAAUCAUGGCCGACAAAUAUUCGAUUUCCUAGAGGAUGACUUAGAUUAACUUCAAUAUAAAAUAACCAGGCAGACACCAUCUAUAAUAAAAACUCUUUUACUGUAUUUACAAAUAAAACUAAGUAUAAGUGCUAAGUGUAAUUCUUUGGAUGUCAUAGGUCCUCCAUCUAGAAUAAAAGUUUCGUCGUCGUUCUUGGAUGGAAUAGGUCCUCCAUCUAGGAUAAAAGUUUCGUCGUCGUUCUUGGAGGUCUGUUAAAAGAUAAAAAUUCAAGUAGUUAUUAGUUAAAUGCUUUUACCUAUGAUUUGUGUGUGAAACUCUGAAUUAAUAAAAUUCUAACGCAUGCAAA